Molecule: messenger RNA, 2257 nt
Organism: Glossina fuscipes
Lineage: Eukaryota; Metazoa; Arthropoda; Insecta; Diptera; Glossinidae
Exons: 6
Coding region: 89-2191 (700 amino acids)
Molecular function (GO): protein binding
Source: RefSeq, a predicted model, not a curated record
AAAAAAAUUUUUAAUUUUGAAAAGCCAAAGAAAUAAUCAUAUAUAAUAUUUUUGGAAAAAAUUUAACGAACACACUAAACUGGAAAACAUGAAAGGAUGUUCAAAAGUCGCGUCAACAAUAACAAUUGUGUUCCUAAUUUUAGCCAAAAGUGUCGGCGGUUUUAACUCUGCCUCUGAAAAAUCGAAUCAACACGUUAGCAAGCAAAACAGAGAAAACGUAAAUAACAAUGGCAGCAAGACAGACACACAUCGUCUCGCAAAACGGAUGGAUUUGGAAUUAUGUUUAGGUCAAUUUGAUAUCCAUCAAAAUACUAUCAUACGUACCGGUGAAUCGCAGGCCAUAGGUGGUAAAUAUUUGCAAGGCUUGGAAUUGGAUACAAUAGAAGAAUGUCAACGUUUGUGUUGUGAGACGGAAUCAUGCGACGUUUACAUAUUUGAGAAUAAGAACAACGGCUAUUGCUAUUUAUUCGAAUGCGGAUCACCGGAAAAUUUUCAUUGUAAAUUUACGCGCCACGCCAAUUAUACAAGUGCUGUACUGACACCCGUAGUGAAACAUGUCAGUGAGAUAGUCACAUCACGCCCAUCUGCGCCUCCAACACAGAGCGUCAUCUCAAAAAUAUCGCAACAAGAAUGGGAAUUAACGAAUUUAAAACUGAAACAGGAAACGCAAAAGAAAAAUUUCGAAUUCCCUCCACCCACCAAAAGUGCAAGCAAUAUAAUCAAACCCGAUAUACAAAGGAUUCCAGGAGUGUCAGUGAAUAAUGUCCAAACAAUCGAUUCCACCUCUGGCAGUAUACAGGCAAAAUUACUUAAUGUCACACAAACCUGUGGUCGUUUUCAAUUCGCUUGCCAUUCCGGAGAAUGCAUAGCAGUAUAUAAUGCUUGUGAUGGUAUACCUCAGUGUGACGAUGGCAGUGACGAGGGAAUUGAGUGUUCUAAUGCUAGUAACAAUGCCGGAGUUGCUGGUGCGGCUUCUAACACUAAAUUAGAACAAAAAAAUGCCGCUAUGAACACAAAAUCCUUACCCCUUGCUAACCAGUAUCAAUCUGCAGCUGCAAUGCAACAAGAAACUCCUCAACAACAGCUACAAAACAUGCAGCAGCAACAGCAACAGCAACAACAAAAACAAUCUCAUAACACAUUAGACAUAAAACAUUCGGUGAAUAAUCGCGAAGAUGCCAAUGCUUGGGAAAAUCGCAAAGUUGUCUUAACUUCUCAGCAACAAAUCGAAGACAGUAACGUUGAAAAUGAUGGAACAAUUUCGAAUGCAGAUAAACCUAACGUUAAUGCCCAUGUCUUGUACAAUGCACCAUCUAACGCAAAUGACGACACAUUUACUGCUUAUGUAAGCGAUAAAAGCGAUAAAAAUGGUGUUCAUAGCUCAACAUUGGAACAGAGUGGACUUUACGCCCCUCAAGCGCCGAUUUAUCAGCCAAUUAUUAAUCAGGAUCACCUAAUGCCACCCGCUAAGAGUAAUUGGCAGCAGCAGGCAAUUAUUAAUCGUGAGCAGCAAAAUCAACAAUCACAAUUGAAUCUUCCGGGGCAACAGCAACAAAUGCCAGUUGUUCCUGAAGAAACGAAUUACGUGCAACAAUCACAAAAAUUAGCUAUCGCAGAGGACGAACAGAGAGAGCAUCAGACAAAAGUGUCUUCUUUAAGUGGUCUAACUAAGCAAAACAAACCUCCUUCGAUACCCGGAAUCAAUGAGUUAAAUUCUGUUGACAAAGUUGAUAAAGUACCACACGAAAAUCUCGUGGGAAAUUCAUACGAAUAUGACGAUGAGGAAGAAAAAUCGACAGAGCCUCCCAAAAAAAAGCCCCGCAAACAUAGGAAAACCAAAAGUAAAUCAGUGAAAAGCAUAGAGUACGCUGUACAAAAGUUUCAAACUCCAUCGGAAACAGCAGCAAUGGCCGUGCAUCACAAUGCUGCAGCAGCUGCUUAUGCUCCCGUCCAUGAACAAUAUAAAGUAAUCCAUGAAAAUUUAGCUAUGGAGUUCCGUGAUCAUGAUGGCCUAUCCGACAGACCGAGUGGCGCCGUCCUAUCAUUAACGUUGGGCGUCCUAAUAACCGCCGCUCUGGCCAUUUUGAUUGGUUGCCGCCUAAGAACUGUGGGUCGGAGAGCUCGUCGCCUGGGCGGCAAAACCCCUUACGCGCACGAAGCUGAUUUCUUGGUGAAUGGCAUGUACUUGUAAUUAUUUCAAAACAUGUAAAAUAAAAAAAAUAAAUAAAUAAAUAAAUAAAUUUUUUAUAAACGCUUC